This is a messenger RNA of Drosophila biarmipes, 1344 nucleotides long. It is a transcript of the gene Cpr72Ec, whose product is annotated as trichohyalin. The coding region runs from base 1 to 1344 and encodes 447 amino acids. NCBI's taxonomy places the organism in Eukaryota, Metazoa, Arthropoda, Insecta, Diptera, Drosophilidae. The transcript has a single exon. Gene Ontology annotation, molecular function: structural constituent of chitin-based larval cuticle. Gene Ontology annotation, cellular component: chitin-based extracellular matrix. The record is from RefSeq and is a predicted model, not a curated record.
AUGCACUGCUUCACAUGGACGAUUCUGGCUGGCCUUUUGGCCCUAAGUUCGGCUGUUGGAUUGCCUCAAAGGCCGAGUGGUGGCUACCAGGAGCAGGACACGGCUAGAGCCUUUUAUUCCUACGGCUACAGUGACGACAAUGCGGCCCGGGCUGAGUACUCCUCCAGAGAUGGCACCUCUCGGGGCUUCUACUCCUAUGUGGAUGCCGAGGGAAAACUCCAGACAGUUCGUUAUGAGGCCAAUGGCGCGCAGGGCUUCAAGGCUGAGGCAAGUAACCAACCCCAAGCUCCCGUGGACGAGGGAAAGGCUCCGCUGCCAGUUUCCGAUACGGAGGAAGUGCAGCAGGCUCGUCUGUCCCACCUGAAUGCUUUGAGGGAGGCCAGGGAGAAGGCUUUGGCCGCCAGCUUGCGUGAGGAGGCGGACAGAAGACAGCAGCAGGAACAGAACAGGAACAACGACGGGGACCAGCAGUCGGGGGAGCAAAAUAUAAGCGAUGAGGACGCGGCAAUCCUGGAGAGAGUUCGAGCCGAGCUGUCAGCCAUGCUGGCCGAUCGUCAGCGAUCGAGCAGUCUGCAAAGGAACCGGGAAGAUGAGGAACUACGACGAGACCAGAAUAUCCGACAGGAGCUACGACAGGAACUAAGACAAGAUCUGAGACAAGAACAGAGACAGGAACUGAGGCAAGAUCAGCGGGAAGAUCGACGACAAGAUCAGCGAGUGGAUCGGCGUCCAGUUCAAAGAGAGGAUCUUCGACAAGAUCAACGAGAAGAGCGACGACAGGAUCAGCGAGAGGAUCGUCGUCAGGAUCAGCGAGAGGAUCGUCGACAGGAUCAGCGAGAAGAGCGACGACAAGAUCAGCGAGAGGAUCGACGACAAGAUCAACGAGAAGAGCGGAGGCAAGAUCAGCGAGACGAACGACGACAGGAUCAGCGAGAGGAGCUAGAGUCCCGCCUAGCUGAGCGUCAAAAUGAACGUCAGGAUCAGUCCUCCCUCCGAGAAGAAGCCCUACGAGAACUGAACAACAACCGCGAUAACGAUCGUCAAAACUCGCAGCUUCUUCAACUCCCGGUAUCCACCGAUCGCGAUGCCAGUGAUUUGCGCCUGCGCACCAUCUACUCCUUGGCCGAUCUCAGCUCCAGGAGCUAUUUGAAACUGGGCGACUUGGCCAGUACCGAGAAACUGCUCGAGGAUCGUUUGGACAACAGUGAUGUCCGCGUUCCGAUCAGUGCCUACUACACCCUGGUCUCGCCAAACACCAAGUACAGUGUGACCACGCCCACGGAGCUGAGAACCCUGCGCCCAGUGGCCCUCAGUCGCAGUUUGUUGGUGAGCAAACGCAACUGA